AUGUCAAGUCCAACUCAGUUACAUCUUGCUGCUGUGAAGAGAAUCAUGAGGUACUUGAAAGGCACUUUGGAGUAUGGGAUUUGGUACAAACGAGGAGAAGAAAGCGAACUCAUAGCCUACACUGACAGUGACUACGUCGGAGACAUAGAUGACAGCAAGAGUACAUCAGGUUAUGUAUUUUUGAUGUGUGGAGGAGCUGUAGCGUGGUCCUCAAGAAAGCAGCCGAUUGUAACUCUUUCGAGUACUGAAGCUGAAUAUGUAGCAGCUGCUACUUGUGCGUGUCAGGCUAUAUGGAUGAGGAGGAUAUUAGAGGAAAUCAGUCACGGUCAAGCUGGAGAGAUGGUGUUGUUUUGCGACAACACGUCUACUAUAAAGCUGUCCAAGAAUGCAGUCAUGCAUGGAAGAUCAAAACAUAUCAGGGUUCGUUAUCACUUCUUGAGGGACUUAUCCAAGCAGGGGAUCAUCAAGCUGGUCUAUUUUCCAACCGAGAUGCAACUGGCAUACGUAAUGACAAAACCAUUGAAGUUGGCCUCGUUUCAGAAGAUCAGAGCAGCAUUUGGAAUGGGGAUUCUGAACUGA
This is a messenger RNA of Brassica napus (rape), 579 nucleotides long. Its product is annotated as secreted RxLR effector protein 161-like. NCBI's taxonomy places the organism in Eukaryota, Viridiplantae, Streptophyta, Magnoliopsida, Brassicales, Brassicaceae. The transcript has a single exon. The coding region runs from base 1 to 579 and encodes 192 amino acids. The record is from RefSeq and is a predicted model, not a curated record.